This is a messenger RNA of Cotesia congregata, 2361 nucleotides long. The record is from the annotation of a GenBank genome assembly. NCBI's taxonomy places the organism in Eukaryota, Metazoa, Arthropoda, Insecta, Hymenoptera, Braconidae.
AUGAAGACUUUGAUAGACUUUGAUGAAUGUCUUCGAGAUACUCCAAAAUUUCGAUCAUGCAUCGAAACUGUCGAGGGGAAUAUAGAUCAGCUGGAGCAAAAAUUAGAUAAGGUAUUAAAAUAUUGUAAUUUAAUGAUUGAUGCUGGGAAAACAUUCGUCGGACAACAGAACCAGUUCACUAGCAGCCUGUGGGAAUUAUCUCAAUACUUUACCGAUGAUGAAAAAGUAAUGAGUUUUUUAAAUAAAUUAAUCCAGGCGUUGCAAGAAAUGAAUAAAUUCCACACAAUACUAUUGGAUCAAGCAUCGAGAACAGUUGUUAGAGACCUCAGUGCUUUUAUAAAAAGGUAUUAUUACAAUAAUAACUAUUCUUUAAACCGCAACUCCCAAGUCCCCAAAACCCGGCCAUCUGAGUACGAAGAAGCCUCUAACAUCCUCUCAGCCACCCGCUCAUGUUUCCGCCACACCGCUCUGGACUACGUCCACUCCCUAACAAUGUUACAAUCUCGUCGACGUCACGAAAUCUUGGGCUCCUUACUCAACUACAUGCACGCGUGCUUCACCUACUACCACCAAGGUUCAGACCUAGCCCAGGACUUGGACUCCUUCUUGAAGGACCUAAGCGAGGACUUGAUAGUAAUGCGGCAGGAUUCUUCAAAGCUAGAAAAAGAAAUGGAGAACCGCCACGUUUAUGUAACCAGCCGUGAUUUGGUUCCUUCAAUUAUUGAAGGUCCAAGUAAGAAACGAAUGGAAGGUUACUUAUUCAAGCGAACUAGCAACGCCUUCAAGACCUGGAACCGCAGAUGGUUCUGCUUAAAAGAUCAUCAAUUAGUUUAUAAGAAGCGUACUGGAGACGACGAGUACACAGUAAUGGAAGAAGACUUGCGCCUCUGUACAGUAAAGUCAAUUGUAGAUUGCGAGCGACGUAAUUGCUUUGAAGUCCUAAGUCCCACUAAGAGUCACAUUCUUCAAGCUGAUAGUGAAGAAAUGUACUUAGCUUGGGUAACAGCGAUGCAGCAGGCUAUUGGAGCUGCUAUUCAACGAGGUACUAGUUCUUAUACACUGUCUCCAAUUAAAACGUUGGAGUUCCAAAGGAACAAUUCAAGGGGACCUAUAAGACCAGCUCCUAAAUUAAAAACCAGAGUUUGGGAGCAAUUAUUGAAGAUUCCAGGGAAUGACACUUGUUGUGAUUGCGGAAGUUUGAAUCCUAAGUGGGCUAGCAUCAACCUGGGCAUCACUUUGUGCAUAGAGUGCUCUGGGAUUCAUCGAAGUCUUGGAGUUCACUAUAGUAAAGUCAGGUCAUUGACUUUAGACGACUGGGAGCCGGAAAUUUUGAAGGUCAUGGCUGAGUUGGGGAACAAUGUUGUCAAUAAUGUCUACGAAGCAGUGAAAAUUGAUCAGGAGAUUACUAAAGCUACUCCCAAGUGUAUUAACAGCAUCCGCGAGGCUUGGAUCAAAGCCAAGUAUGUUGAUAAGAAGUUUGUCAAACCUUUUGAUAAUUCUGUAGUUCCCGUAACUGGCCAGAGGGAUAUUAUGCGCUUCAGGAAGUGGAGUGUUAGGAAACUCAGGAGGAGGCCUAGGAGUCAUAGGAAGAUUGGGAAAAAUAAAGAAGGGAUUAGUGAAGUUGAGGAUGAAGUUUGUGAGGAUGAGGAUAGUUCUGUUAGCUCUGAUGAUAAAGAGCAAAAGAAUUCUUUGGUGGAAGGCAAGGAUGUGGGUUUGGAGGGAGAUAAAGAGGAGGUUGAUAAAAAGGAGGAUAAAGGGGAUGUUUUGAUGUUUGGGUGUGAUUUACCAAAACCUUUUAUUGAAAGUAACCUUGAGCUUAGCUCCGAUCAGGAUUCUACUGCGGGAGAGGAAGAAGAGUUUGCGGAGGAGGAGGAUAUUGAAAAUUUACACCCUGAUAUGUUGCUGUAUAAAGCUGCGGAGGCACAUAACCUGCCGGUUAUGUGCACUGCUUUGGCUGCUGGGGCUGAUAAAUUGUGGUGCAAUGUUAAUGACAGGGGACGUACUGCUCUUCAUCAGGCGAUAAUUAGUGGCUCGGUGAUGUCGUGUGAGUAUUUGAUUUUAAAUGGAGCGAAAAUCAAUUGUCAAGAUGCUGAGGGUAAAACUCCGCUGUAUUUGGCUACGGAAUUAGACGAAAGUGGAGUGAAACCAUUGUCAAUAGCUGUAAAAGAAGCUAACGCAGAUAUUGUCACUCUGUUAAGACUAGGAUUAUUGAACGAAGAGAUGAAAGACUCUGAAAUAGGUAUUACCGGGGACGAAACGUUCAAUGAUGUAGUUCGCGACUUUAGUCAAUUGGCUUGUUCUCAUCCCGAACGCUUGCAUCGUCGUAAUGAAGGAAGUAAUGUACAAAAUACGCCCGAAUAA